Messenger RNA from Colletotrichum acutatum, 1230 nucleotides. RefSeq lists its product as uncharacterized. The record is from RefSeq and is a predicted model, not a curated record. Bases 87 to 1121 code for a protein of 344 amino acids. The transcript is spliced from 2 exons. NCBI's taxonomy places the organism in Eukaryota, Fungi, Ascomycota, Sordariomycetes, Glomerellales, Glomerellaceae.
UAAUUCACUACCCCCUUACCUCCAUCUCAGGGUUCACAGUGACCUCAACCCUUCCUUCAACGUGUCCGCCGGGUGGCCCUCAACAUAUGCUGACUUUUUUUUUCUUCACUUCACUGCUCUGCCCUUCCCAUUGGAUCUGUCGCAACUUCUUGCAUACAGCCUGGCGACACGAUAUCCCAAGGCAGUCGAGGUAUAGAUUGAGCCAAUACAAUUACAAGCUUGUCCAGUGUUCCUCGUCGCCAGACACCAUAGCCACAACCAUGGACGCCGUCCGCUCCGCCCUCCAGCCUGUCACCCACAACCUCCCGGCCCCGAUCCGCGACCUCGGCGUCUCCAUCAUCGGCGAACACUGCUACAAGUCCCUCCUGCUGGACAUCAACGUUGAGGAUGUAGACUGCAUCAAGCUCGGCCUGUCCAAGGGCAUCGGCCUCGGCAUCGUCGGCGUCUCGAGCAUCGUCAAGCUGCCGCAGAUCCGCAAGCUCACCUCGUCGCAGUCGGGCGAGGGCAUCUCCGUGCUGUCGUACCUCCUCGAGACGGCCUCCUACCUCGUCUCGUUGGCCUACAACUACCGCAACCAGUUCCCCUUCAGCACCUACGGCGAGACGGCGCUCAUCAUGGGCCAGAAUGUCAUCAUCACCGUCUUGGUGCUCAACUAUACUGGCCGCGCGAGCCUGGCUGCCGUGUUUGUGACGGCGUUGGCUGUUGCGCUGGGAACACUGUUUGCUGGGAGCUUGGUCGAUAUGCAGACGUUGGGAUACCUGCAGGCUGGCGCGGGCGUGUUGAGCGUCGCUAGCAAGGUUCCCCAGAUUUUGGCGAUUUGGUCCGAGGGCGGCACCGGGCAGCUCAGCGCAUUCGCUGUCUUCAACUACCUCGCCGGCUCCCUCUCGCGCAUCUUCACCACCCUCCAGGAGGUCGACGACAAGCUCAUCCUGUAUAACUUCAUCGCCGGCUUCCUCCUCAACGCCGUCCUCGCGUCCCAGAUGGCGUACUACUGGAACGCUCCCUCCAAGAAGGCCAAGGGCAAGCAGAAAGUUCCCAUUCCUGCUGCCCCUUCCACUGGUUCCUCAUCGGCUACUUCGACGCCCGCCAAGAAGGGUCCCAGCACCCGCCGCCGCGGUUGAGUGCGUAGUUCUCUCGAAAGGGGUAGACUUUCCCUUUUGAAGGCGGCUAGAGCGUUUAGAUACCAUGUUGUUGCUUCUAUAAUACAGUGAGCACAUUUUAGAACUUGUU